Molecule: messenger RNA, 2287 nt
Organism: Astrephomene gubernaculifera
Lineage: Eukaryota; Viridiplantae; Chlorophyta; Chlorophyceae; Chlamydomonadales; Astrephomenaceae
Source: the annotation of a GenBank genome assembly
AAGCUUUAGCCUUUACCAUAGCCCAGGGUAGAUCCCAUCCUCCCGCGCAACAGGAAGCUAGGGAACUAAUAUGCCGCUAAUCUACGCUUUCGUUGCUCGAGAGACGACUGUGCUUGCCGAGUACACGCCAUUCAGUGGAAAUUUCAACACAGUGGCCAUUGAGUGUUUGCAAAAGUUGGUAAACCCAGAAAGCAAAUUCACUAUAGCGUGCGACCGGCACACCUUCAACUUCCUUGUACACAACGGAUACACUUACCUCGUCGUCGCGGAUGAGGCAUACGGACGCCAAAUACCCUUCGCGUUUCUGGAGCGUAUCAGGGAUGAAUUCGAGGAGCGGUAUGCGGACAAGUCGCGAACGUCCGCAGCACACAGCUUGGACCGCUCCUUCGGGCCCCGGCUGAAGAACCACAUGGAGUACUGCAUGGCCCACCCGGAGGAGAUCUCCAAGAUCGCCGCCGUACAAAAGAAGGUGAACGAGGUGAAGGAUGUGAUGGUUGAGAACAUCGAGAAGGUACUGGAGCGCGGGGAGCGGAUCGAGCUGCUCGUGGAUAAGACGGACGACCUGAGGAACCAGGCUGAGCAGUUCCAGCGCAAGGGGCGGCAGCUGCGCCGGCAGAUGUGGUGGCAGAACUGCCGCAUGAAGCUCGUGGUGUUGGCGGCGGUGCUGCUGCUGGGGCUGGUCAUCUUCCUGCUCGUCUGCUUCUCGGGAGGAAACUGCCUCAAGAAGAACAAGAACUAGAUACUGACGGAGGCGCUGCGGCUGUACGGCAAGAGCGGUGCUAGGCCGCCAGCGCGGGGGCCGGCUUGUGGUGGCACAUGGUGGGGCAGGCGGUCUGCGGGUUUGACACUUGCACACAGCAGGAGCACACUCACCACGCGCUCGUGGAAUGGGUCGUCUCACCUGUUUCGCAACGGAUUGGGGCUGCAGGUAGUUUGCGUUGUCUAUCUAGUUGCUGGUGGGGUGCAGCGGGCUCAUCCAGUGGCCUCUUGCAUGCUUUGCCCCGCACUCCCAUUGGCAUUUUUUGGGGACGGUGUGGCUCUUGUUUAGGUUGGCUGGGUAGCUGGGGGGCAUGGUGUUUAAUUUGAUUUGGGUCGCUGGUUUAGAUUUUGCUCUGUUAGGCACUGCCGACGGAUACAGACCUCCCUUUGUGGGGCGGUAAUGGUCUGGAGGAGGGAUGCAAAGACGCCUUGAGGGGUUGCAGAUCUGAGGGGUUGCAGAUAUAGGUAGAGGCUGAGGCUGUGAGAAGGUUCAUGGAAACGGUGUACAUAGAUGUGUCAGCCUGCAUAGCACGGCAAAGCGCAUGGUUUUCUUGGCUGGCAGUCGUCGUCCCAAGGCUGGGACCUGCAUUCAGGGUGCGUGCUGCCUGGAUCUACCAGGAGCUACCUAAGGUAGAUAACAGCGGUUGUGUAGGACUGUACUUUGAACUACGCAUGACAAACUGAUGUUUAGCAAGCUGUACGAUAACCUUGGUCGGGCCUGUCUUCGUCUUCUGGCUGCUGGAUCUACUUGUCAUAUGCAUUCCCCUAGUUUGCCGCUUUGCCAUGGCGCCGAGUGUGGUAGCAUGGCAUUCUGUUGCCAUUUACUGGCUUUGCCCUGCCCUUAGGUAGUAGGGCGGGCGGGGGCUAGGUUAAGGCAUGCAGCGAAGAGCCUUGCGCCAGCCAGCGGCUGUCUGUUUUGGUGGUCACGCUGUAUGUUGUGCCGCGUGCCAUCGAGCGACUUGUUGCGCAUGUACAGUUGACGGUUUGGCACGGCUGUUUGCGUUCAGCUGCUCUUUUGCGUAGAAAAGCAAGCGGGAGCAUCAUCGCGCGGGGGAAAGAUCCUGAAGUGCUCUGAACUUGUUAGGACAACUAGGUAGGACUUAAGCUGUGUUGGGUUCCUGGUCUCUGGUAGGAUCUGCCAUGGAGAAUAAGGAUCACUCCUGAUUGCCGCCCUUUGUAUACCUUGGACCCAAGUCGCUUGAAAUGACUACUUUGUAGCGUUAGUAUAGAUUGGCAAGCAUGUUUGGCAUGUAACAGUUACGAGGUUCGCCGCUCCUCUCAACGGCAGUCGACGUGUAUCGUUCGUCACAAUUAGGUCCUCCAAUUGCGGCAAACAACUCGGUGCACUUGAGUACACAACGCUAUCACCCAUCCCGCACCCUUCAGCCUGUCCCAACAACUUGCAAACCCCCCUGCCUAUCUCGCUGGUUUCCAGUCGUCAUACUGGACACUAUACAAGCAGUACCGGUGUCUGUUACGUGUUCCCCAACCUUCUCCUCCCUAAAAGUUGGCGACCACAAUGUAAGCA